This is a messenger RNA of Trametes versicolor FP-101664 SS1, 873 nucleotides long. RefSeq lists its product as uncharacterized. The record is from RefSeq and is a predicted model, not a curated record. The transcript has 4 exons. Bases 1 to 873 code for a protein of 290 amino acids. Lineage: Eukaryota; Fungi; Basidiomycota; Agaricomycetes; Polyporales; Polyporaceae.
AUGAACACCUUCUACUCGCCGACCUUUACGUUCGAAUUCCCCUUCGACGGUAGCCACGCUGGCCCUAGUACGACCGCACCUUAUGGCUGGCCACAGUUAGGGGUAGACGAACAUGUCAACCCGCCGUGCGACGAGGUGUUGACGAAGAAGGUCGCACAUAAUCAACACUAUUUGCGCGAAAUAGAGAGCCAGUGGAACCUCCCGAUUCCAUGGUCGAACUCGAUUGGGGUAAACCCCAAGGAUAUCUUCGGCCUCGCGCCGCCCAGCGUGCCGCUGCCUGAGGACGAUAUCGAAAACCACCCCCCAGCCCCGAAGCGCAGGAAGACAAAGGUUUGGGAAGACGAGGACUACAUCGACGACGCAUUCCCGCCCGUCGACUACUACGUCGCUCCCCCCACCCCUUCGUCCGCCUCAACCUCACAACUACCCGCGUCGCAAAAGUCGCGCGGCAAGCGGCCUCGCUCCGCUCCCGAGUCCGAGGACGCCGACUCUACCUACACCCCCGCCGCGCACACCGCCCCCUCGGACGACCGCGCCAUUCCCGGCCUGCGCCACGUGCGGUGCCGCUGGAACGGCUGCAAGGAGCUCAUCGAGCGCGUCCACUGGCAGGCGCAUAUGGACAGUGCGCACCGGUUGCGCACCCAAGGCCCCGGGCACGCAGGGCGGUGGCACUGCCAAUUUACGGGGUGCCGCUCGGACACGGGGAGCCAUGCGAGCAUGGUGCGGCACCUGAAGACGAAGCACUUCUUGAAGCGGGUGCAUGUGUGUGAGUCGUGCGGGGACGCGUUCUCGAGGAGCGAUUCGCGGAACCGGCAUGUGGAGAAGAAGUCGUGUGGGGCGGCGAAGGGGAAGCGGCGGGACUUGGAUGGCUGA